This is a messenger RNA of Zeugodacus cucurbitae (melon fly), 1652 nucleotides long. RefSeq lists its product as uncharacterized. Lineage: Eukaryota; Metazoa; Arthropoda; Insecta; Diptera; Tephritidae. The transcript has a single exon. The record is from RefSeq and is a predicted model, not a curated record. The coding region runs from base 346 to 1452 and encodes 368 amino acids.
AUGUCAAAAUUUUCAACAACUCACAAUUUUCAUUUUAUAAUUGAAGCAUAAAAAUAAAAUAUUUUUUCUUCAUUCUUCUAAAUAAUGCAAAAGUCUUCUAAAUUUUAGUACUGUGUAUGGUUUUUUAAGCUGCAAAGUAACUCGCGAAUAGAGACGAAAUAAUUGCCACACAACAGCUCUCGCAACGCGUAAUGUAAAGCAAAAACAAAAGUGAAAGCAAAUUAAUUAAAAUAAAAAUUAGAAAAGUGCAACAAAAAAAUUGUAAAAAUAUUAAAAGCAAUCAGUUCUACUUACAAAAUCCAGCACACACCACCCACAGAUCGCCUACUGGCACGAUAGCACGACAUGCAGGCCCAUCAUGCCAUGCCCGAUUUUAGCUGUCGCAGCACCUGCACGCACAGGGAGUGCCAGCGCCACGCACAUUUGGGCAUCAUUAGCCAAGAGGAACAAUGCAAGUGCUUGGGCGAAGUGAAUGCCUCCUCCAUUUUUCUGGAGAAUGUCUUGGACCUGGCCAACACGCUGGCGCAGAUCAUGAUUAUCUGCGGCAUACACGAAUGCAAGGCGAAGUCCACUGUCGAUGUGGUCACGUACGCCUUUCUGCACUAUGAUCAGGUGUGCUACUGCAUCGAUACGACACCGAAGAAGCGGUUGCGCAAGGAGGAUCUCUUCCAUGAGCUGGGCAAGCGGUGCUUGAUGAAUCGUGUCGAAGCGCAUCUCGCCUAUACGAUUGUCAAGCGUGGCUUCAAAGCUUUCUACUACCAACCGAAUGAUGAGUUGCGUCAGAGUGAUGGGCGUCCGUCUUUCUCUGAGGAAUGUGUUUAUGUGCACGCCGCACGUAAGACAGCCGAGAGUUAUGCACGCUACGAUGGCUUGUCGUGUGAGGAGCAGCGCGGCUUUGAGGCGAAAAUUAAGGUGGCCUACAAGAAGUUCUACGACCGAAUGCUGACGCGUCGCAAUCAACCGGAGGGUGAGGAGUGCAAUUGCUGUUUCUGUGCCAAGAAGCGUGGUCAUCUCAUCUAUGGCAAGCAGCCACCACGCGAGACGCCCAAGAAGAAGGAGCCGCAUCGCUGUCCGUAUUGCUGCCAGAAGAAGAAGAAGAAGCUUAUACAUGCCGGACGUGCCGGUGCGAAGUGUCCGAAAUGCCAUCGUGCAUUACGUUAUUGUGUCUGUCCGAAAUACGAUUUCAAUCUGGAUUGGGUGAAGAGUAUUUGGUUCCGACCCGAUAUGGACUUGUACUAUAAGGAAAACAUAGAAGAGCGUCCAAUAUCAAAGAGUGGUUGCGAACCUGACCCAGAGCCUGAGAUAAAGGGCUGCGAUUCACAGGAGUUUCCAAAGGAAGAGAUGGAAGAAGAGGGUGAAGGCGAAGAAAUGGCAGAGCAUAUGGAACCGGCUGAUCAGCCUGCUGCAGCGGAUGUCGACAUGGUGAUCGAAGAGGAGGAAGAGGGUGAAUAAGGACGACACUGAAAAUAUUUGAAAUAAUAGAAAGACAGUCGGACAUAACACAAUGCUGUAGUGAUGUUAUCUAUAGAGAUAAGAGCGCACCUCAACAUAUGAAUAAUUGCUACUGAGGGAAUAAUAUUUUGGUUAUAUAAAUUUUUAGCUAUGAAUUUUGGCACAUAGUAUUUCUAAAUGUAAUAAAAUGGCAAACAGAA